Molecule: messenger RNA, 1413 nt
Organism: Microthlaspi erraticum
Lineage: Eukaryota; Viridiplantae; Streptophyta; Magnoliopsida; Brassicales; Brassicaceae
Source: the annotation of a GenBank genome assembly
AUGAAUAGUUCUGUCGAAGAAUCGCUGAAAUCUCUGUCGAUGGAUUACCUAAACCUCUUGAUCAACGGCCAAGCUUUCUCCGACGUCACUUUCAGCGUCGAAGGCCGUCUAGUCCACGCUCACCGCUGCAUCCUCGCCGCUCGUAGUCUCUUCUUCCGCAAAUUCUUUUGCGGAUCUGAUCCUUCACAAACCGGAGAUGGUAACCAAACCGGAUCAGGAGCCAGAGCAGCCGUUGUAGGAGGGGUCAUACCAGUUAACUCGGUCGGUUACGAAGUUUUCUUACUUCUACUUCAGUUCUUGUACAGUGGUCAAGUCUCAAUCGUACCGCAUAAGCACGAGCCAAGAUCGAAUUGUGGAGAUAGAGGAUGCUGGCACACGCAUUGCACUGCAGCCGUUGAUCUCUCUUUAGAUAUCUUAGCCGCAGCUCGUUAUUUUGGCGUCGAGCAGCUCGCUUUGCUUACUCAGAAACAUUUGACAAGCAUGGUGGAGAAAGCCUCCAUUGAAGAUGUGAUGAAAGUGCUAAUAGCUUCAAGAAAGCAAGACAUGCAUCAAUUAUGGACCACUUGCUCCUACCUAGUCGCAAAAUCCGGUCUUCCACAAGAGAUUCUAGCCAAACAUCUCCCAAUUGAACUCGUAGCCAAGGUUGAGGAGCUUCGUCUCAAAUCUUCCAUGCCUCUCCGUUCCUUAAUGCCUCACCACCAUGACCUAACCUCAGCUCUAGAUCUCGAGGACCAGAAGAUCAGGAGGAUGAGACGUGCAUUGGACGCCUCAGACGUAGAGCUCGUGAAGCUAAUGGUAAUGGGAGAAGGACUUAAUCUAGAUGAGUCCUUAGCUUUGAUUUACGCCGUCGAGAAUUGUAGUAGAGAGGUUGUGAAGGCACUUCUUGAGCUUGGAGCUGCCGAUGUGAACUAUCCCGCCGGUCCCACCGGAAAAACCGCCCUUCACAUCGCGGCUGAGAUGGUUUCUCCGGACAUGGUGGCUGUCUUACUCGACCACCACGCCGACCCAAACGUCCAAACAGUCGAUGGAAUCACUCCUCUUGACAUACUUCGAACCCUAACGUCCGAUUUCUUGUUCAAGGGGGCAAUUCCUGGAUUGACUCACAUUGAGCCUAAUAAGCUCAGGCUUUGUCUCGAGCUGGUCCAGUCCGCGGCGUUGGUGAUCUCUCGCGAAGAAGGAAACAACAACAGUAGCGAUAACAACACUGUGAUCUACCCUAGGAUGAAAGAUGAACACACGAGCGGAAGCCAAGGAGGAAGUCAUUUGGAUUCAAGAUUGGUUUAUCUCAAUCUUGGAGCUACAAAUCAUGAUAUUGGGGAUGACCAUAGCAAUCAAAGAGAAGGAAUGAACCUUCAUCAUCAUCAUGACCCGUCAGCGAUGUAUCAUCAUCAUCAUCAUCACCACCAUUUCUAG